Hordeum vulgare subsp. vulgare (domesticated barley) is the source of this 3211-nucleotide messenger RNA. RefSeq names its product non-lysosomal glucosylceramidase-like. Gene Ontology annotation, biological process: glucosylceramide catabolic process; carbohydrate metabolic process. Gene Ontology annotation, cellular component: membrane. The record is from RefSeq and is a predicted model, not a curated record. The transcript has 19 exons. Gene Ontology annotation, molecular function: beta-glucosidase activity; glucosylceramidase activity. NCBI's taxonomy places the organism in Eukaryota, Viridiplantae, Streptophyta, Magnoliopsida, Poales, Poaceae. Bases 230 to 2980 code for a protein of 916 amino acids.
GCGGCACGCGGCAGUCUUCCCCAAUAAAGUCCUCUCUCCUCCUCCGCCGGAAUCCUUCGCCUCUUUUCCUCGUCGGCCUCCUUCUCCCAUCUUCUGGUGCCCGUCCCAUGCGGACGUGGUUCCCUCUGUUGGAAAGCAAGGACCAAUCUCAGCUGACCCUAUCCAAGCCGCCCUCAGCUAAUACCACCAGCACCAGUUCAUUUUUUCGAAAUAAGCCGGGGAUUCCACCAUGCCCCGCGGCAAGUCCGCCUCCGGCGGCAGCUUGUUCUACCGGAGGAAGCACUCAUGGCGCCGCGAUGAGUUAGUGAGCAGGAGCACCCUGCACCUGCUGGACUUCGAUGACGGUACACCACCAGAACAUGCUUGGAGAAGAAAAUUAAGUAGCCACGCUAAUAGACUGAAGGAGUUCAAUGUUACGUUCAGAGAAGCAUUUAAAAUGAUGAAGCUUGGUCUCCGGCUUUGGUCAUAUGUUCGAGAAGAAGCUUCUCAUGGAAGGAAAGCACCGAUUGAUCCAUUCACGAGAGAGAGCAGCAAACCAUCAGCCUCACAAGGAGUACCCCUUGGUGGGAUGGGGACUGGUAGCAUAUCAAGAGGUUUUAGAGGGGAGUUCAAGCAUUGGCAAAUAACUCCUGGUUCAUGUGAUAUGUCACCAGUGAUGGAAAACCAAUUUUCGAUCUUUAUAACUAGAGAAGGAGGAAGCAAAAAGUACUCCUCAGUUUUAGCUCCUGGUCAGCAUGAUGGUUUAAAAAAAUCUAGCGAUGAUGGCAUAUCAUCCUGGGAUUGGAAAUUAAGGGGUGAUCGUUCAACAUACCAUGCUUUGUUUCCUCGAGCAUGGACUGUUUAUGAUGGUGAACCUGAUCCUGAAUUGAAAUUAUCUUGCCGUCAAAUAUCUCCAUUUAUUCCCCACAACUACGAAGAGAGUAGUCUCCCAGUCUCCGUUUUUGUCUACACUCUAGUGAAUACCGGAAAGGAAAGGGCAAAAGUCAGCCUAGUAAUGACCUGGGCGAACUCUAUUGGUGGACUUUCACAUCAUUCUGGCGGUCAUGUAAAUGAACCAUUCAUUGGAGAAAAUGGAAUUUCUGGUGUUCUCUUACAUCACAAGACUGCCAACAAUAAUCCUCCAGUAACAUUUGCUGUUGCGGCACGUGAAAACCAAAAUGUUGAUGUCACAGUGUUACCAAUUUUUGGGCUUUCUGGAGAAAGUUCAGUCACUGCUAAGGAGAUGUGGGGCACAAUGGUCCAGGGUGGUUGCUUUGACCGAGAUAAUUUCAAUGCUGGCCCCAGCAUGCCUUCUAUAGUGGGUGAUACAGUUUGUGCAGCAGUUUCUGCUUCAACCUGGGUUGAACCACAUGGAAGAUGUACGGUCGUAUUUGCGUUGGCUUGGUCUUCUCCCAAGGUUAAAUUUAAGAAGGGAAGUACGUACCAAAGGAGAUAUACGAAAUUCUACGGAACGUCUCCAAGAUCUGCUAUAAACCUGGUGCAAGAUGCCUUGAUGAAGUACAAGCAUUGGGAAGAGGAAAUCGAUAAGUGGCAGACCCCAAUUCUCCGUGAUGAGAGGCUUCCAGAAUGGUACAAAAUUACUCUCUUCAACGAGUUAUACUUCCUAGUAGCUGGAGGAACUGUUUGGAUUGACAGUGAUUUGAGUUCAAGUCUACCUGAGGACAGUGAUUUGCCACUUCAUAACAGAACUUGCAACUCUACAGUUCCACUUAUUGGUUCUAGCCAACCUGAUUUUGAUGACAGAGAAAAUGUUGGGAAGUUUUUGUACCUUGAAGGAGUGGAGUACUUCAUGUGGUGCACUUACGAUGUACACUUCUAUGCUUCGUUUGCUCUGUUGGAUCUCUUUCCUAAGAUUGAGCUGAGUAUUCAACGGGACUUUGCUAGAGCUGUUUUGCGUGAAGAUAGAACCAGAGUCAAAUUUCUUGCUGAUGGUACAUGGGGCACACGCAAAGUAAUUGGUGCUGUUCCCCAUGAUCUCGGAGCACAUGAUCCUUGGCAUGAAUUGAAUGCAUACAAUAUACAUGAUACAAGUAGAUGGAAAGAUCUGAAUCCCAAGUUUGUGCUCCAGGUUUACAGGGAUUUUACUGCAACAGACGACAUGUCAUUUGGCAAGGAUGUCUGGCCUGCAGUUUGUACUGCUAUGGAAUACAUUGAACAGUUUGAUCGUGAUGGUGAUAGUAUGAUUGAGAAUGAUGGUUUUCCUGAUCAAACUUAUGAUACUUGGACUGUUCUUGGAGUAAGUGCCUAUUGUGGUUGUCUUUGGCUUGCUGCCCUUCAAGCUGCAGCCGCAAUGGCCCGCAGCCUUGGACAUGAUGACUACGCUGACAGGUGCAUGGUGAAAUUUGCAAAGGCUAAGCACGUGUUUGAAGCCAAGUUAUGGAAUGGGUCAUAUUUCAAUUAUGAUAGUGGAACAAGUUACAGUAGCCGCUCCAUCCAGGCAGAUCAGUUGGCUGGACAAUGGUACACUGCAUCAUCUGGCUUGCCACCCCUGUUUGAUGAGGACAGAAUAAAAUGCACGCUUCAGAAAAUAUUUGACUACAAUGUGAUGAGGGUGAAAGGAGGACGCAUUGGAGCAGUCAAUGGUAUGCAUCCAAAUGGGAAGGUAGACGAGACAUGUAUGCAGUCAAGAGAAAUCUGGACUGGAGUAACGUACGGUUUAGCUGCAACGAUGCUGCUCCACGGAAUGGAGGAUCAGGCUUUCACUACAGCACAAGGCAUUUUUCUUGCAGGAUGGUCUGAAGAGGGCUAUGGGUAUUGGUUUCAAACUCCGGAAGGAUGGACUAUUGAUGGCCACUAUAGAUCGCUGAUAUACAUGCGCCCGCUUGCGAUAUGGGCAAUGCAGCAUGCGCUGUCUCCUCCAAGGGCGAUCCUCGAGGCCCCAAAGGUAAAUACAAUGGAGAGGGCCUACGUUUCUCCCGGUGCGCUCCAGUUUCUCCAGGAUAGCGUCAGGAAGAUCACUCCCAAGAGCGGCUGUUUUUGAGCCAAUGUGUGUGUGGUUUGUGAUUGCUGGUGUGAUUAGAGAUUUAGCUCAAUUGUUCAUGUACAUGCAUAUGUAAAAAAAGAAACUCAGAGUUGCAAUUUACUUUCCGCAGAGGGAAGGUAAUGUGCAACCAAUCUUGUCUUGUAUAUUGUGAUUACUGCCAGCGAGCCUAACUCUGUACAGUACUGUACAUACAUAUAGAGUGGAAAAAAUACUUCAUCUUGUCGACAA